Molecule: messenger RNA, 1373 nt
Organism: Ectocarpus sp. CCAP 1310/34
Lineage: Eukaryota; Phaeophyceae; Ectocarpales; Ectocarpaceae
Source: the annotation of a GenBank genome assembly
CUCAGAGAGUGAGUCCGACCUCGACGUGAUGGAGGCUCGUGGGCCAGGGCAAGCGACGCCGUUUGUGCGCGAGCAGGCGCCGACGGCACCCGGCAACGGGAUUCCGGGGGACGGAGGCAGCGAUCCCCCGUCGCCCCCUUCGGGAAAGGGCGACAUCGGCGGAGGCAGUGACAGCCCCACCGACGACAGCAGCAGCAGCAGCAGCAGCAGCAGCAGCAGCAACAGCAGCAGCCCGAGCAGCAGCAGCAGUGACGCUGGCGGUGCCGGCGGCCUGGGCGGCGAAGAGUCCGGCGACCCAGGUAGGGACGGCGGUAGCGAUGGUGAUCCCGGCGACUCCGAGAACCUCGAGGAGUUGAAGUAUGAUCCAGCCGACGACCGCUACCCCCGCGCGCUAGAAGGGAAGAAACUCCUCUGGGGCGCCUCGAACGCUGGCCCGCUGCGCCAUGGGCUUGAGAGUAGCCGCACGCUGGAAGCACUACCGAUGACGUACAAGGAUGUGAUGUGUUCCAAGUACAAGGUUUUCUGGGAGGCGGCCAUGAAGAAAGAGAUAGAUGGCCACGACAAGACUGGAACCUUUACCAAGGUCAAGGAGCUGCCCGAGGGGCGGAAGGCCAUAGGUUCAAAGUGGGUGUUCUCUUGGAAAACGAAUGAGAAGGGCCUCAUAGUCGACGUCAAGGCCCGUAUCGUUGCGCGGGGUUUCUCUCAAAUCCCCGGCACCGACUUCCACCACUCAUCCUCAGCGUGCCCGUCUGCUGCGUCUAUCAAGACGGUGAUUGCCGUAGCCACUGAAAAGGGCAAGAAACUCGCUCACUGGGAUGUGAAGCAAGCGUACAUCCACGCUAAGCUAAAAAAAGAAAUAUACCUCAGGUUCCCGGAAGACUAUGGUAACAUGCCCGGCAAGGUGGUCAAGGUUAAGCGUGCCCUGGUUGACCCGUGUGUCUUCCGGAAGGUGGUGGAUGGAGAGGUCGUAGGUCUCAUCGUGAUCUACGUUGAUGACAUCUUAGUGGCGGCAGACGAGGGAGAGCGAGAGGAGUUGUUCGCUUCCCUCAACAAGAAGUUUCCGGUGAAAGAUCUGGGGGAGUGUACCUGGUACGACGGGUGUGCUAUCGCCAUGGAUGUAGAAAAUGGCAUCACCAAGCUGUCCCAGACAGCAUACAUUGAGAGUAUGCUGAAGCGGUUUGAUGUGACCACGACCGCUUUCACCCCUGCUGCCACCGAUGCCGACCUAGGGCCGAAGAGAGAUGACGAGCCCGCGGUGGAUAAGCCUGUGAGGGAGGCGUCGGAUGCCUGAUGUGGACGAAGCUGACGAGGCCAGACAUCGCCCUGCCUCUGAACAAGCUCCAGAAGAUCGCCCACUCACCCACCGGGAGGAU